Acanthocheilonema viteae is the source of this 2592-nucleotide messenger RNA. The record is from the annotation of a GenBank genome assembly. NCBI's taxonomy places the organism in Eukaryota, Metazoa, Nematoda, Chromadorea, Rhabditida, Onchocercidae.
GAAAUGCUUACACGUUUAACUUUGCUAAAAGAUGAAGUGCAAAAGUCAGUACCAAUGUUCGAACUUGAACCUCACUGGACAAAUAUUGUUCAUGAUAGCGAUGAAUUAAGCAAACAUGCUUAUGAACAGCAGGAAGCCAUUUGGGAAUUUGUUACAACGGAACAUCGAUAUUUGCAGGCAACUAAUCUUUUCCUUCUAAAACAAAUGAAUGAACUUUGUCAAUGGUUUCUAAAAAUGCAAGAAAUUGGUUAUAUGCGUGAUAUUGAUCCGCGUCGCGUCUUUCUUAAUUAUCCCGAACUUUAUGUUCAUAAUUCGAAAUUUUGGAAGAAAGCGGUGCUACCAAUGCUGCAAACUUCAAGAAAUAAUGGCACUCCACUUGACCCGGCAAUCCUGAAAUCCGGUUUUGAACGAAUUGAUGAAUGGUGGCCUUGUUAUACAACUUUCAUUUAUGGACAUGCUGAUUGUCAUAGCUACGUGCAGAAAUGUCAAAAAGAAAAUGAACUAUUUCGUGAAUUUGUUACGUGGGCAGAAUCGCAAGAUACGAUGAGGCGACAACGUUUAUUAGACGCUUUAACGAAUCCGAUGCAACGUCUUACGAGAUAUAGCUUACUCCUUAAAGCUGUUCUCAAGCAUACUGUUGAUGAUACUGAACGGGAAACUGUUCAGGAUAUGAUAGUACGCAUUGAAAAAGCAACACGAAAUGUUGAAGAAACAUUGAAUAACAAUGAUUUACAAAAUAAACUCAAUGAAUUAUCGAAAGCGAUUGAAAGUUACGAGGCUGUUGACUGUGAAGAAUUCGAAAAAAUUUUUCCAUUUAAAUGUUAUAUUCGUUUGGCUGAUCCAAUGCCAUAUUUUGUGGGACAACCACAAUUUCGUCGUGUUUAUUUGCGUGCUGAUUUAAAGAUGAAAGAUGGCAAACAGGGAACAAAGGUUGAUGCACAUUGCAUUCUAUUCACCGAUCUCUUCCUCAUUUGUAAAGCUUCAAACAAACGUUAUGAUCGACUAAGAAUACUUAAGCCACCAAUACAUAUCGCUAAAAUGUGCCUUCAGCGAUUUCCCGACUACUCUGGCUUUGUAAUAGCACCGAUUAACGAUUUCGGUAUGCCAUCAGCAUUAUACUAUCUAUCGACUCCAUCAAUUGAGGAAACCCGAAAAUGGCUUGAAAUGACUAAUAUGGCGCUAAGGGAUUUUUAUCGCUUGAAGCCUUUAAGUCCGCAGCAAUGUUUGUUAGGUAUUUCGAUGGGAUUAUAUAAUGAGUUUGGAUUAAACGAUGAUACAGAUCAUAAUCGUUCCAGUAAUAGUAGUGGUAGUAAUCAAGAUUUAAUCAAUCAAGAGAUUAUACAUCGAAAAAGUUCCAGUAUGGAUUCUCAAAUGAUUGCUGAACAUAAUCGUAUUGCCAAUCAAAUUGAUCGAUUAUUAAAAGAAGGACAAAAUGUUGGUAGUGGAAUUUGUGGCAAUAUUAAAAAUAAUUCUUUAUCACAUCAUAAAUUAGCUGUUGUGGUCAAUGAUGAUCGUUCAUUACCAUCAUUAGUUAGCACAACAUUAAAUGGUCAAUCAAAAUCAUCCACAGAUUUACAUUUUGCUUCGAAAUCUGUCGAACAUUUGGAAUCACCAAAUGUACAUCGUCGAUCACGAUCAAAUUCUUCCGGACCAACUAAUGCUGUUAAUGAUAGGAUUUCCUCGAAUAAUUCAUCGAAGUUAGCAUUUUCCACUCAUUUAUAUGAUAAAGAACAUGCAUAUGUCAGUGAUACGCCACCAUCCACAUCGUUGGAACAUCGAGAAAGAUGUGGUGAUCAUCGUGCAUCCCAAGGUACCUUAGAUAGUAGCCCAGAUUUUUCCGAGCAACGAAUCGCUGAACGACAAGAUGAAAUGGUGCGAUCUUCCUCACCUUCAACUAUCAUAGCUAAUGCAAAUGAUGAAAGUGCUGGAUUAUCAUCUUCUCAGAUGUCAAAUGCACGUCGUUUUGAACGACGUUAUCAUACAUCAGAUGGUAUUGAUAUUACUAAGCCGAAGGUACCAACAAAUUUGCCGCCUGGAAUUUUGAAACGAUUCUCCUGGAAUGUUUCAACAGCUGUUGGUGGUUCAUCCAGAAAAAUAACGAAUCGAAUGAAUGAACAGAAUAUUCGGCGUCAGUCACAAUCAACGGUAGCAUCAUCGGAAUCAUUCAGCUCAUCAACAUCCGGUUUCAGUACUGCUUCAUCAUAUAUGGAAGGUUCUACUGUUACAGAGGAAAUGACUCCAAUAGGUGAUUUUGAUAUGCAUAUUUCAACAGUAGCAAUAGGAGAACAAUUGGAGGACGUAGCGGAAGAUACGCGAACUCUGAAAAUUCAACUUAGUGAUGAGAAUAUUGAUGAAAUUGAAAAGAAAGAAACGAUAACUGUUCCACCUCCACUUCCUGAUGCACCACCACCGUCGUUAAAUGGUAAAGAGAAUGGAGCGGGAUUUGGUUCCGCUACCGCUGCUCUUCCUUCCGCAACCGCAGUUUCAAUACCGAUAGCAUUUAAUAAAGGUGCUGAAGUGACAAAUUGCGUUAAACAGCAAGAAUUACUGAAAUUCAUCAUGGAUAAUCAUCUGGAAACCUCCGAUGUAUAA